Messenger RNA from Bipolaris maydis ATCC 48331, 1381 nucleotides. RefSeq lists its product as uncharacterized. Gene Ontology annotation, cellular component: proteasome regulatory particle, base subcomplex; cytosol; nucleus. Gene Ontology annotation, molecular function: polyubiquitin modification-dependent protein binding. Gene Ontology annotation, biological process: proteasome-mediated ubiquitin-dependent protein catabolic process. The record is from RefSeq and is a predicted model, not a curated record. NCBI's taxonomy places the organism in Eukaryota, Fungi, Ascomycota, Dothideomycetes, Pleosporales, Pleosporaceae.
CUAAUCAACUACCCCAAACUAUCACUUCGACACCUAGGACAAAUCACAUUCAAGAUGGUGUUAGAAGCCUCCAUGAUAGUUGUUGACAACAGCGAAGCUAGUCGAAACGGCGAUUAUGUACCCUCGCGAUGGGAAGCGCAACAGGAUGCUGUCAACAUGAUCUUCUCCGCGAAGACUGGAGCAAACCCAGAGUCUUCUGUGGGUUUGAUGAGCAUGGGAGGCAACACUCCGGAGAUCCUCACGACUCUGACAACGGACAUUGGCAAGGUGCUUGAUGGACUGCACAGGACAAAGAUAAAGGGUAGCUCACAUUUCGUCACCGGCAUCAACGUGGCGGCGCUGGCUCUCAAGCACAGGCAGAACAAGUCACAGAAGCAGAGAAUAGUCAUAUUCAACUGCAGUCCUAUCGAGGAAGAGGAGAAGAAUCUGGUCAAGUUGGCAAAGAAGAUGAAGAAGAGCGGUAUUAGCAUUGAUAUCAUCGCGUUCGGCGAACUCAGUGACGACACCACGCGGAAACUCCAGGCCUUCAGCGACAACGUACAGAGCGCUGAAGGCUCCUACCUAGCCAUCAUUCCACCCAGCGCAAACCUACUCAGCGAUUCUUUGAUUACUACACCCAUUGUCGGCGGAGAGGGCGCGUCUAACGCUGGAGGCGAGGGCGGUUCUGGAGGUGGUGGCGGCGGUGCAUCGGGCGGCAACGACUUCGAGUUCGGCGUAGAUCCGUCGGUCGAUCCGGAACUUGCACUUGCGCUCAGAAUGUCUUUCGAAGAAGAGAAGGCACGACAGGAGAAGGACAAGAAGGCAAAGGAGGCUGCGGAGGGCAAGUCGGAGCUAGAGCCAGUUGCUGAGGGCGAUGAGAAGCAACCAUUGCUAGAUGAUCAGGGCCAGCCUAGUGGAAGUGGAAGCAAGAACAAAAAGGACGAUGACCCAGACAAGAUGGACACAGCAUGAGCCAGAGUAAGCGUGGCACGGCGUCAAGGUGCGUUUGGCAUAGCUUCCGUAUAGAGCCUUUAUAUCGGGCAAAGCAUCUACGGCGUCUACUGUAUGACUAGAGCUAGUGUCUACCACAUCCGACACAGAUGGAUGAAUGAAACAAAUAAUGACUCUGCCAGUCUGUUUAACCUGACAUGGUCAUGUGUCUUGUUUAUUGAUGACUCGUGUUUCUCGAGUCCGGCUAUCCCUAUCCAAACGACGCUUCAAUGACGUCGACGUCUGUUGCAACUGCAGGAGCCAUUGAGAGUCGUCUGUCUUUGAAGUCGCUGCUCUCAAGCUCAACAGUCUUUCCACAAUCGCCGCGCUCCUUGAUGCACACUAUAUAUGCAAAAAUGGGCGUGCAAGCUGGGCGCUUCCUAUAUGGCCAUGUAUAUCUAUUACGGCAACA